UGUGUGCAGCGAGGGAGUGGCCGGACGUAUAAAAGACAGCGUCUCUUCCUUCUUUCUGCAUUUCACUCUGCUUCUCUUCCUGCAACCUGAGACAGCACCUGCACAGUCAUGUCGUGGCAGGCGUACGUAGACUCCCUGACAGGUCCUGACUCCAGCGGGAAUAAAACCAUCGAGGACGCCGCCAUCUGUGGGUUAGCAGCCGGAGCAGAGAGCAUCUGGGCCAGUUCACCAGGCCUCAGCACCAUGACGGCGGACCAGAUAAAGAAGCUGGCCGGUAACUCCAGUGCCCUGCGCGAGUGUGGUCCGUCUAUAGGGGAAAUGAAGUGCAUGCUGCUCACAGACGACUCUGAAAAUCCCAGCAGCUACUGCAUGCACCUGAAGGCCUCGAAGAACCACGGAGGCUUCAAUAUCUGCGUCGGCAAGGCCAAGACAGCUAUGGUCAUAGCUAAAGGUAAAGACGGCACCGCCGGUAACCAGGUAUCCACCCGGGUGUUCCCCAUCGUUAAAUACCUGCGAGACGCCGGCUACUGAGACCCCCCUCCAGCCUUCCUCCAAACCAGACGCCCCCCCCCCCCCUUGCCUGUCGCUGUUUGGAGCCCAUUUCAUUAUCUUAUUUCUUUUUGCUGGAGUGUCAAACACAGUUUCCCUUUACGGCCAAACUGGAGAAUGAGAAUCCCACCUCAGGCCUGACGUGUGUAGUUUAGUUUAUCGAUUUUAUUUCAUCGAGAAAGUCAAAAUAUUUCCGACUGUGUUAUUGCACAUCUCACGUGGUCUUCUCUCUUAACAGUUUGGUUGACGAAAAUGUCAAAUAUAAUGCCAAAAAAUUGUAGAAUAAAAAAAUAGAUGUUAUAAAUGUUAAAAAAAGUGACUAAAAAGUAGGGUCACUAGGGCCGGAUUUGAGUUUGACACACGAGUGCUUUAGAGUCUGCCAUCAGGGAAAUUAAACAUGUUGAGAGUUGUUUCCAUGUAACGAGUGAGUGGCAAACGUGUGUGAUUUAAACCGGACCGCGGCGAGCCAGUGUUACAUUUUUAUUUUUGUGUACAGUGGAGAGAGAGAGACGGGCCAACGGUCCAAUCAGCUCGCACUGUCCCUGGUCAACAACAUUAAUAAAGGUUUAUUACAAUAUUA
Molecule: messenger RNA, 1129 nt
Organism: Perca flavescens (yellow perch)
Lineage: Eukaryota; Metazoa; Chordata; Actinopteri; Perciformes; Percidae
Gene: pfn1
Product: profilin 1
Exons: 4
Coding region: 109-531 (140 amino acids)
Biological process (GO): regulation of actin filament polymerization; positive regulation of actin filament bundle assembly
Cellular component (GO): cytoplasm
Molecular function (GO): actin binding
Source: RefSeq, a predicted model, not a curated record